AUGAACGAAGAAAUAGACGAAAGUGAAUUUUACCAUCAAGAUUUCACAACAGCCUCAGAAUGGGAAGUAUUUAUGGCCCGCAUGGAAGAAAUCAUAAACCAAUGGAAAACAGAUGAUAUGAAGAAUGAAAAGAUCACUGAUAUAAUAAAUGUGUGGGACAUUAGAAGUGAGAAAUUGACUUUUGCAGAUACAGAUUUUCUUCUACAUGCAUAUAAAAUGGAUAUAGAAACCCCAGACAAUUCAGAAAGCAGUGAUGAAAUAGAAAAACAAAAUGAUAUACCAAUAGACUCACUAUAUGAUUUUGAACUAUACAAUGAGAACAACAAUAAUGUACAUUCAUGUUUAUCAACCUGGUAUGGUCUGAAAGAAUAUAUUGUUCUUGCUCCUACUAAUAAUGUCAACAUCACAUCUGAAAACAAGAUAAAAAUUCUACUCAGCUCUGCCUACAUAGUGUCAAACAAUACCAAUUGUGGCAUACCUAUCUUUGUUCAAAUACGAGAGAGAUGGCAAAACUGUUAUCUAGGAGUUUUUGAAAAUGAAGCAAUAAGGACUAAUUUUGAAAUGGUGCAUUUGAAUAAGGGUCCACCACAGUGCUCAUACCUGAAUGGAUUACUGGACCUCUUCAAAACAAAAAUAAUGUCACCUUGCAAUAUUGAAAACAUCCUAGUAUCUGUUCAAAUGACUUACACUCUCACAGAUUUUGGUAAUUUCAUUUGGAAACAAGAACUUCUUGAAGGAGACUUUGAUACUGAAUCACUAUUCAUAUUACCAUUUGGAGUCUCUGUUGAUCCAAUCAAUUCCAUAAUUUUGAAAGCAACUUGGAGUCAUCUACCUGAUCACCUCAUCAUAGAUAGUGAGAUUUAUUCUGAUUUGGAUCCAAUUGCAGCUCCAAAAUGGUCUUGUUCAGCAAACAUUACUUAUGAACCAGUUUGUUUAUUAGGGGAAGCACUGUCAGAAUUUUUUCAAAACUUGAGCAACAAUUCCAGCAUCUACAAUGUCCUGGGAGAUUUUGCAGCAUCACUUUCUAUGGACAGUAACCCAUUAGAUUUGUUGACGGAGCCUGCAGUUCCUGCGAUUACUGCUUUGCUGAGUAGGGCAGCAAGACACUCCUUGUCCAGGAAUCGAAGAGCUAACCCACCUAUUAAUGAAUCUGUUCUGGUUCCCAUGCUGUAUUUUCUUUUUCCUGAUGCUGACGAAAAAUCUACUUAUCCCUAUGGAUGGAGAGAAGAUAAUGAAUCUCUCAAAAGGAAUGAUUCUAAUGCCAUGUGUGAAGAGGAUUUUAAAGGAUUCAAAACAGUUGCCGCUGAUUCCCUAUGCUGGCGACUAUCAAUUGUUUUGGCACAUGCGCUUCAAUCGCUUGGAGGUGUCAAAGCCUUCUGUCACGUCUGGUACGAGUUUGUGCAGGAGAUGAGGUACCGAUGGGAGAAAAGUAUGCCUAUUCCUGGGUAA
Molecule: messenger RNA, 1449 nt
Organism: Phaedon cochleariae (mustard beetle)
Lineage: Eukaryota; Metazoa; Arthropoda; Insecta; Coleoptera; Chrysomelidae
Source: the annotation of a GenBank genome assembly